Molecule: messenger RNA, 8204 nt
Organism: Polychytrium aggregatum
Lineage: Eukaryota; Fungi; Chytridiomycota; Chytridiomycetes; Polychytriales
Exons: 6
Coding region: 47-8128 (2693 amino acids)
Biological process (GO): autophagosome maturation
Cellular component (GO): cytoplasm
Source: RefSeq, a predicted model, not a curated record
CUCGCCCGUCCAUCAAGUUCGCUGCGUCCUCUAUUGUUUGUCCAUCAUGGAAGAGCAGCUGGUUCGCCACAAGAAGCCCAAGAAAAAAUCACGACCUCUGCCUCGCCAUUCUCGACCCGACGAUGCGUCGACCUCCAGCCCCAUCCAAGUUCUGCCCAGUCCAACGCUCGAUGACUUUGCCUCGUCCUCGGAUGGCAAGCAGCACCCCCAGACAACCACCCAGAGCAUUCUUUUGCAGUCUCCCGAGAUGCAUGUCGACUUUUCGUCGCUGCGUGAGCUGGCUGGGCCCUCUCAUAUCCCCCGCAUGGAGCCCGGCCGUCCUGAGCCACAGCUGUAUCCUGCUCUCGGUGAAGCAGUGGCCGGCGGGCUUCCCGAACAGUUCCAUGAGUCCACAGCUCCAUCCGCACCGUCAGCCCCGCAACUGGAGUCCAGUCCGUAUGUUCUUCAAAGCUACCCCCUUUCGACUUUGCCCGAAAUCGAGCAACUGAACCUGCGUGCCGUCUGUGACGGAGAUACCGAGAACGACCAUUCCGCCUGGGCCAUCGUGGAUGACGCUCCCUUUGCACACGACAAUGUCUUUGUCUCGGCCCAUCAGUAUCCUUCGGCCCCGCAGCUCUUUGAAGACGACUAUGAGGUCGACUUUGCACAGUACAGCCAGACGCAUCGCGAGCGAGUCAGCCUCGAAAAUGCAGAUAUCUUCAAAGACUACCUCGAGCCUGUUGCUGAAGAUGUACUCAACAAACUCUAUAUUAACGAGCCACUCCGACAGCACCAAGCGCUGGUGGACCACUUCCGCGCUCAACGGGCAAACCUCCCCGCGGAUGAGUUUUACGAACAUUUGUGUCAGUACGAGCGAGCUUCUGUAGAGUCACAGAAGAGCAUGAUCCAGAUCAAGGCACUGAAUGACACAGCAAACAGCACUAGCUCACGCAUCUGGAGCCUCAAGAAGCAUUCGGAGGGCAUCGAGCGAGUUUGCGUCGACGGCGUCAAGCUCAUGCACAACUUCACCUCCGAGGUUGCUAUCUUCAGCGACACUGCCGCCACCCAGCUCCAGGACACACUUGACAGCCUCCGGCAGGAAAUCCACAGCAACUGUAUACGCGUGUGCUUUGAUGCCAAAUUGUCUCGCCUCUGGAUCCAGAAUUUCAUUGACGAAUUUCUGACCGAAAGCCCGCUGUUUUCGCUUGUUGGCGAUGGCUCGUCAGCGACAGCGUCGAUGGACUCGAAUCUGGACAAGGGAUCUCGAGGAGGUCUGGGUGACGUGUCAACAGAAGCAUUCGACGAGCAAGUAGGCACUUUGAAGCACUACCUCGACGUCCUCUUUGAUUUUGAAGUGCGGAUGCACGCUGCGCAUCUUGGCAGUCAUGCUGCCGACAAGCAUGUCCCCACUGCCCUCGCCAGUCCACAGCCCGACGACGAAUCUCGUGCCAAUUACUCCACGUUUCUGAAAGACGUGCGCGGAUGGAUCACCCACAUUGUCGGUGCGUUGCUACGGGUCGCCCGCCCGAUCGAUCACCGAUUCCUGCUGCUUCACGCCCUCCGCUGCAAGGGCGUUGGGCAGUGGGGCGCCGGCUUCAUCCAAUGGCACAUUCCCACCCCCUGGAUCGACGAUUAUUGGGAUAACUACCUUGCAACGCUCUAUGGGUUCCUGGGCCCCGUGGAGGAGCUCGAGGAGCAGCGGCAGACACACGAAUUGGAGGAGUUCCAGUUUAUCCAGAAACUCAAGAAACUCGAAGAAUCCGACUGGGUAGUAGUCAUCCAGAGUGAAUACGACCCGGAUGCUCCGCGGUUUCUUGUCACCAAUCUCUCCGAAGACGACUAUCUCUCGCUCCUCCAUCAGUUCAAGAUUUGCGAGUUCUAUUCGGUUUUUGUGCAGACCUGUCUCGGCCGCUAUCUCUCCGAUGUCGAUGCGAACUUGCCCUCGGCGAGCUCUCACCUGAUGCGUCUCUUUGCUGUCUCGAAUCGCUACAUGAUCAUCCUCACCCGCGGGUUUCAGAUCUUUCCAUACCGGCGGUUUCCGAAGAUGGUCCAGACGCUCGGUCAAAUCAUCGCACAGUCAACCCACAUUCUCGGCAAGGCCAUUUCCGACACAUUUUGUUCCUCGGAGAAAGCCCUCAACGCGGCCCCAUUCCUUCACACGCUCAGCCUGGUCGGCCCCGAAUAUGUGUCCAGCGUCCAGUCGGAAGUCGAUGGGUUCUUUUCCCGCGCUGCUUGCCAUUUGCUCAGCGCUGCCGGAACAGGAGUCUGGCAAAAUUUGUCGAGCCUGUCAUUUGACUACGUUUCUGCUCAAGCCAAGUGGGUUCUGAUCUCUGGAAUUGUCGAUGGGACGUUGUUCUCGGGGGGCAAGCUCACUCACAAAUCCAAAGAGGAUCUCUUCGCGAUCCUUAGAGAUACCGACAUCGAUAGCCUUGCCAUCAGCUCCAAAAUCCUCGACAACAUCAACGAAGCUUGCUCCCUCCUGGCUGUCAUAACCAACAUUGUCUUGACACCCUUGAGCUCGACAGAGGAGCGGUCCUUGGCAGCUGUGCCUGGACUCGAGGUGUCCUUCCGAGAGCUGUCCAGCGUUGCCGUCUUUUUGAUAUAUCGCCUGCUCUGCCAGAGUCACUUUCCUGAUGACCUAGUGGAAUAUUCGCUGGAUUUAUUGGCACGAAUAUGCACUGUAUUCCCGGUCCAUAUAUCCGCCAUCCUGCAGUGGACUCGGAGCGAUCCCAUGGAACUCGGCUGCGACAGUUUGGUUCUAUUCCGGCGGCUACCAGUGCAUCUCUGGAAGCCCUCACUCCUUGAAGUCGAAAUUCUCUGCGAGAUGCUCAAGGACCCAGUCGGAGGUAUCAAGUUCGAUAUAGCUCGGCACUGCCUCGACCACCUAGACUGGGAAGAGUCUCGAGGAUCCCCUGCCGAUGUGCAGCUUGCUAUCCCUCGAUCCUGCCACCGGCAUGUUGCUUUGGCGAUAGGAAACCUAUGCCUCGACCAUGAGAGUAUGAAAGCUUCGAAGAGUGGGCUGAUUUCGGCCACGACUGUGGUGGCGACAACGGUCGCAUCCACCGUCAGCACCUUUGCGCCUAUUCCGUCCGCACUGGCACAACUGAUUCCUGGACGUGCGAUCGACUUUGUGGCAUGGUGCUGGGAAACGAUUCAAAGGCUCAAGAUCUACCAGAAGCCCAUAUCGCACAGCACAUAUGCUCUGGAGUCUGUGGCACCAGGCGAGCGGCCAUUUGAGCCUCUCAACUCGCCCUCGUUAGCAACUCUUCGCGGCGCCAUGAAAACCAACUCGCUUGCCGCUUACAUCGUCCUCAUGAUCUCCGAGCUUGGGCAUCACUACGACGAGUUUCGGCGAGAAGGAUGGCCCUUACUCGACCUCGUUGUCGAACACGGCCGCCCCGAAGCUGUUGUUGAUGUGGUGAAUUGUCUGUUCGAUACGUUUUAUUCCACCCACGGGCCCAGUAUCACGACAGACGAAUCCUUUAUUCGGUUCUUUGGUGGCACCAGCCGUACCCAGGGCUUCUUCCGUCAGCGCUUAGAACUCAAAGCCCCACGAGAAACGACGCGGUAUCCGCUGAUACCUGCUGAGGCACUGACCGACUUUGAUGCCGACGUCUACAAGCUGCUUACCCAACAUUUCGGGAUCUUGAUUCCUCCAGGGGUCGAUAGCUUUUUUGGAGAUGCCGAAACAACUCUUCGGUGUGUCUACGUCUGGGUCAUGGCGGUCUUUGCUGAUCCAGAGUGGUAUACCAGUCGCAGCUCGUGCCGCUUCCUGGACAUGAUCUGCGAAGUAGCCUUCGCAUAUCGGUACGACAGCAUUGUACGGCCUAUGCUAGCUGAGGAGUACGGCCGGGUGGUCAAGCAACAUCUCCAGCUCAAAAGCAGCAGCACGGCGGCCUCGUUUGCCAAUCCCGUCGGGUCGGCAUACAAUUUUGCCUCGGCUGCAGUCGAGUCGCUCUACGCUUCGUAUCCAAGUUUGCUUUCUGACAAGAGCGGAUGGAGCUUGACUGGUAGCCCCAGCGGUAUCGACCGUGACUGCAUGUGGCUCUCGUUCCAGGCUCUCAUGGUCGAAACGCUGCAUGAAGCUCCCGCGCGUGAGCAGCUUGGACAACUCUUGUCCCGCGAUAUCCAGAUCCCUAUUUCGAGCGCCAUCAGCAAUCUUGCCCUCAAGAGGCCACUCUCAGGCUUCUUGAUCUUCAAGUGGAUCGAUUCGGCCCUGGAGGCCCCUAUGGAGCAUCCGCUCACUCCGCUCUAUUGGCAGGUUUUCUUUUCACUGUACUUCCAAAAGAGCACGGCGCCCACAAAUCAGAUGAAUGCACGAUUCGGAUUUAGGUUUCUUGUUGACCGCAAAGAUCUGCUCGAUCGAGCGGAGACGAGGCUGGCAAGGUGCUCCCAGUAUCACUCCGACAAGAUCAUCAAGCGUGAGCCCGCCGGAGCCCUUGACGACCGAGACGGUCUGGACUACUACUCAACGCUAUUAUCGAAGCUCUACAACGCCAUGUGUCUGUGGAUACGCGACAGUCGGCUGGUGACUGUUAGCAUUGCGCUGGAGCAUCUCUCUGAUCGGUACUUUCCCGAAAGACUCAACGACGUUCUGGAAGGCAACGCCUUGCAGUCCGACCAAUAUCUAUGGUCCGACUUGGUUCCCACAGGGCACUUGCAAUCCCACCUCAAGGCCUUGGUUCAGUCCAGACUCUUCUCUCCCAGGGUCACCCACCGUGUCACCUCAUUCGAAUCCAUCAGGGAGCGGUCCCAAUCUGCGCCGGACGACGAGGCCCGGGCUGUUCAGAGCCAGCCCCAGCCGUCGCCAGUAUAUGUCUCACGACCCCCGCUCGUCCCCACCCUCAGCAAGCUCGACAUUCCAGCUAUCGAGACGAUCUUCCGGGUCGACACCAAGACCCUGACUGCCAAGGCAAGGGCCUUCCACGUGUUCGUCGAAAGCCAUGCCCAGGUUGACAGGGAUUAUAUGUCGCAGCUUCCCAGGCUGUACAUCAACGAAACAAAAUCCGGCCGCGUCGAGAAGAAGUGCAGUCCCAAGUGCAGCCGCGCGAUUACAUUCGAGUACAGGUACCAAGAAGUCCGUUUGAUCGCCGACGUACGCCGUUUCCUCAAAGAAAACCGAGCACACUCGGAAAGCUUCGUCAAUGUCGAACCGUUCAUCGACCCAGCGCUUUGUGUCAUGUGUCUCAAAGUCCUCCGCGCAGUCGAUUGGCUCAAUCGUGCCGGUGACAAGUCAGCAGAAACACGAGUCCAUUCUGCUGCGAUUGCGAUCUUCUACGCGGUCCUGGAGCUCUUGGAUCAAGAGAUGGCACAGAUCUAUCCUCCGGCUCGUCGCAUUCUUGAAAUAGCUGUUGCGUCGCUCGGCCAGAGGUACAUCAGGAACUCCGCCGAGGAGACCGAACAUCUAUUUGCCAUCAUUCUCGGAGGAACAAACGUCGAGUUGCUUGCCUCGAUCUUUAACCCAGCCAUUUCGGCUGCCAAGUUUGUCGAAAUGUAUGCCGCUUUGAUGGCACACGAGGAAGCCCCAGGCCAAAGUUCUCCAAACCGCGCAGUACUCGCUCGCUUUGUGAUCAAGGACUGGCUGGCGCUUGAGCCUCCACCGUCCGCCGAGGAUAUCGGGCGCUUCCUUCAGUCGCUGGUUGAGUCACUCCGGCUGGAGUAUCCCGCAAAUCCUCCUCAGCGAACAACGAUUCAAGGGACAGCGACGCAUCAGGUCCCCCCGCCAGCCGAGUCUGCCAUGCCUGCUCAAAUCGUGCCAACUUUUGCUGUCAACCUUCUCCAACGAUACAUCGGCUCUAUGUCAACCGCUCCUGGACUCACACAUCCAUCUGUCCAGAUACCGCCGAAUCAAAUCAGUACUGCCGGACACAUCAAAAACUCGGAGCUGCAUCGACAACACACGCAGCUGCUCAAAGAUCUGCUGGUCAGCGAAUUCGACGUCAGUGCAAGCGACGCAAUCGUCCUGGCCCUCCACCACAUUAUCAAAUCCAACUUGAGCACCGAGGUCCUCGAUGUUCUCAAGGACAUUGUACAAGAGGCCAAAGGUCAAAAAAAAUCUGCACCGAAAACACCUCCGGGCAUGCGAGUGCAGCUCUCCGGUGCUUGGCUCCUCAACUUCCUCAGAUGUCUCGAGGAAGAGUUUGUGAGCCAACGAGAAUGCCUCGCAAAUCUCACCCUGGACACGGUCGAGCCGAUAUUGGAGUUUAUCGGCGCCCUGCUGUCGUCGGAUCUAUUGUUUGCUCAGGCUUCCAAUACCGACCUUGAACAGCUCCUGGAUGCCGUUGAGGCAAUGCUCCUUCCGUGGAUAGGCUUGUGCUCGACCCGGGAGAAGGGGCUUAUCUAUCAACCAGAGCCGCCGCCACACCAAGAAGCUGCGGUUGUCCAGAGGGUCAUUUCCUUCUGGAUCGCGACGACAGAGAGCAUUUGUCGCCGGGGGAAGCUCCAUUUUCCGGCUGACGUCUAUUUGUGGAGAUUUUUCGGGGCCCUGAUCGAGUCCAGUGUGCCCGCGAUUCUCACACACGAGUUUGUUGAACAACUAUUGCGGCGAGCUUGGACGCGAUUCCACUUCGACGAUAGUGUCGUGAUGCAAGCCAGCCGCUGGAGCGCCUCUGGCAAGCUCACCGUUGAAAUCCAGCGUCUAGUCUCGAAGAUGAUGCAGGAAAGCAUCUGGAUCAUGGGCGAGCAAAUGAGCCAAGUUGGACCCGAACCAAACCAUCUGCCGCACUUCGUCCCGCUUGCUCUCAGUCUAAUCAAGGAUAGCGAGGAUGUCUAUGUCUGCACCAGCGACCGCGAGCAGUUUUACAGCACCAUGAAAGCACGAUUCCUCGAAGAUUUCGACUGGCGGACCGGCUUCGACGCCCUCAAAAUGGGCCAAGUCAUCGCGCUGCUGUCACCAAGCUGGGGCUGUGCCCUCGAAAGCUCCACCUCCACGACUGCUUCCGCGCUGUCGAUGACCCUCUUGGUGCUGCGAUACAUGGCCGGAUGGAGAGCUCGCACGAACGAUACCGACACUUUUACCGACAGUCACGAGCGACUCUGCCUCUAUGUCGAAUAUGUCAUGGGGCUUCUGACUCGGCAGAUACAGAGUGAGGCGCAAGAAGUCCGGAUUGCAAACUUUUCGGACACGCAAAUCGCCGCGAUCAUUGUGGAACUCGCUGUCCUCAUCGAGGAUGGUCACAUUCUCUGUGGCUCUGAAGCGCAAGGCUUUGCCGUUAGUCACUUCACGGCAGCGGUUUGUCGCUUGCUCAACGACACCCACCGUGGCAGCAGUGCGUUCAUGCAGGUCUGGAAGGGAUUUAUCAUGGCCGGCAAGCAAACCUACCAUGCAAACAUCAUGAUUUCUGUUUCAUGCCACCAUCUUGCCUCGGCCGAGCACCUGUCGCUCUUCGUGGAAUCAAGUAUCGAACGCCACUUAUCGCUCUACGGUAGCUCCCACGAGUGGGACACGAUUAUGGCCGCACUGGUCGUCCCAGAGAUUGACGAGGAUCUGUUUGUGCGGUACUGCCUGAGCCAUGCGCUUGUGCUCACGCUCUAUGCAUACGCCCUUCAGAAGCUCAAGCAGUGUGGUGACAACAUCGACCUCAAGAUCAUCAUUGGCGAGCAAAUCGGCAACUGGAUUGCGGCGAUCAAAAUGGAGGCGGUCGACGAUCCGGCAGCUGACGGAAAGAUGCUGCUUGUCGUUCAGCUAUUUGUCGACAUCCUGACGCUGGAGCUUUCGUCCAUGACUGUACCGGAGAACCACUCCCGGCUGCGGUCGCAGCUCGUCAGUGUUGCCGAUGUGAUGCUUGGCUGGAGUGAAGAUCGCGCCAGCCAAGGCUUGUGGGCAACGCUCGGCUUCGGUCCCAAAUCCAGAUUGUCGAUCGAGUUCCGUUUCUUCUCAAAGGCUCUCUCCACAUUCAUUGCCACGCGACUCUUCCGCCACGAUGACGGCGACUCUGUAGAGACCUUUAGUGAACCGCAACUUCGGAUGAUCGAGACGUUCGAUGCGCUCUCCAAGAACCGAGAAUACGAGCGUGUGCAUGGAUGGAUCAAGCCCACGACCGAUUUCCUGCUGGAUCCGCAAAAUCGCCUGGGCACCCUUUCGGCGUUUGUGACAAGGAUGAGCGGUCUUUUCCCGAGCUAUGGUUUGGUCGUGUACUCUCGCAUCUAAGCUCGCAAGAAUUACUGAAUAACAAAAGACCAGGGUCCUAGGUAGCCAAAGCGGCGCCUCGCCAUUGCCUCAUCAU